AUGCCACCGAAGACCAGCGGUAAAGCAGCCAAGAAAGCCGGCAAGGCGCAGAAGAACAUCUCCAAGGGAGACAAGAAGAAGAAGCGCAAGAGGAAGGAAUCUUACGCGAUCUAUAUCUACAAGGUGUUGAAACAAGUGCACCCCGACACCGGAAUUUCGAGCAAAGCGAUGAGCAUCAUGAAUUCGUUCGUGAACGACAUCUUCGAGCGCAUCGCUGCUGAAGCAUCCAGACUGGCGCACUACAACAAACGUUCGACAAUUACCAGUCGGGAAAUUCAAACUGCUGUCCGACUCUUGUUGCCCGGUGAACUCGCCAAACACGCCGUCAGCGAAGGUACCAAAGCUGUCACCAAGUACACCAGCUCCAAGUAA
Messenger RNA from Dalotia coriaria, 372 nucleotides. RefSeq names its product histone H2B. Gene Ontology annotation, molecular function: DNA binding; structural constituent of chromatin; protein heterodimerization activity. The record is from RefSeq and is a predicted model, not a curated record. The transcript has a single exon. The coding region runs from base 1 to 372 and encodes 123 amino acids. NCBI's taxonomy places the organism in Eukaryota, Metazoa, Arthropoda, Insecta, Coleoptera, Staphylinidae. Gene Ontology annotation, cellular component: nucleosome.